AUGUCACUUCCUGUUCUUCUUUCGGUAGUGGAGGGAGAUCAGGCUGGUUCCAACGUUUUUAAAGAAGUUCGGACGACCUCUUUUCCCGGAUAUCCCGGAUAUAAUAUAAUAUUCGGGCCACCAUAUUUGGUCCAAAACAGAAAUAAUGAUUCAAUUCAUAAGUCCGGAGAUGAUGAGUCCAAAGAAGAAGAUGAUGAUGAGUCCGAAGAUGAAGUAGAUUAUUCUCAAAAGGAGGAUGAUGUGAAAUCCGAAAGUGAUGAAAGUGAACUUGAAGAAGAAUAUUACGCUCAUAUAAUUGACCUGGACAAUGUAACGGAGCAACGCAGACCUCCAUUCUGUUUUGCUAAGGAAUGUAUUUUUUGUCUUGAAAACCGGCCGGAAUACUUUGCUAAACGACCACAAACCGAGGCUACAUUUCGUGUAAGGUUUAUUGAACCAAUUAUAGAGCCGUUCAUUUUCAUUUUCAAAGACUUAAUAGAUAUGACUUGGGGUGAAAUCACGAGUUUAUCAUCGGCUAAUCGUCGAAACCACCGACUUGCGAAGGGAACUGGAUCAAAGCAGAUGCACCAACUCGACUUCCGACUAGGCAGGCAUCCGGAAGGGGACAAGUGUAAACUAGAUCGUUGUUUGGUAGACGUACUUAAUAAUCUAUUUUAUGACUAUAAUGUAUGUGAAUUUGAAUUGGCUAAAAAACUUAAAGUAUUUGGGCUACAAACAAAAGGAUACAAUUGUAUCAUCUCUGAACUAUAUAUAUUUGGUCGCGGGAUUUAUUGUAUAAGAAAGUUGUCUCAGUUCCCUUUACCGACAAGAAUAUCUGAUUUAUGUUAUUUGUACGAACUACUCAGAGCCAUGUUUCUUCUUAGAGAUGAAUUGAUCAAGUCAUUGAGAGUUAUUCAAGAUCUUAAAAUAGCAAAAGCCCGUAAACUUGAGGUUAUUAAACCAUUCAGUUCUUAUAUAUUGCGAAUACCACCGAGCUAA
Messenger RNA from Rhizophagus irregularis DAOM 181602=DAOM 197198, 978 nucleotides. The record is from RefSeq and is a predicted model, not a curated record. NCBI's taxonomy places the organism in Eukaryota, Fungi, Glomeromycota, Glomeromycetes, Glomerales, Glomeraceae.